GUCCCUUAUCGAGGGCCAUGUGCAGUGGCAAGCUGCAGACAGGUUUGCUGGUAGGCAGCUACUUUGUCUACUUGCUGGUGGGUGCAGCCGUGUUCCAGGCGCUGGAGAGGACUGCUGAAAAGCAACAGAAAAUGGCAGCUGCCCAGAUGAAGGAGGCUUUCCUGCAGAAUUUCACUCACCUCACAGUGGCAGAGAUGGAGCAGUUUAUGAAGAACCUGACUGAAGCAAUUCAGAAUGGAGUAUACCCUAUUGGAAAUGAAUCACAGACAGAAAACAGCAACUGGGAUUUCAGUAACUCCUUCUUCUUUGCAGGCACAGUGGUCUCCACGAUAGGUUAUGGCACACUACGUCCUAAAACUGUUGGGGGCCAGAUCUUCUGUGUCUUUUUUGCUCUCUUUGGAAUCCCUCUGAAUAUUGUUUUUCUGCACCGUGUUGGUAAGAUCCUCUCACUGCUGUGUAAAAAGCUGGGCAAAUUCCUGUACGAGAAAGGAAUGAGAAAGUUGUUUCUUUUUCAGAAGAAGAUCAAAUUUCUGACCCUUCUGUUCUUCCUUGUGACUGGGAUCCUAGUGUUCCUGUGCUUGCCGUCACUAUUCUUCCAGAUAACAGAGGGUUGGUCCUACAGUGAAGGAAUUUACUUUGCAUUUAUCACCCUCAGCACCAUUGGCUUUGGAGAUUACGUAGUAGGUAAACAACCUGGCAGGAUUUAUUUUUCCUACUACCGAACACUUGUGGCCAUUUGGAUUCUUUUUGGACUUGCCUGGAUUGCUCUCCUAUUUAAUUUAUUGACGACGGUUCUAGAAGAUACUGAGAAAAUAAUUGUCAAGGAUCUUCAUCAAAUUGGAAAGGUGGGUGAGGAUAAUGCAGCAAGCCAACCAAGAAGGUGCUGGCCUGUUCAGUUUAUUCCAGAAGAAGAACUGAUAUCACCACAUGCUGAAGGGGAUGCCCAGAAAAUGGAGACAUUAGCAGCAGAGGGUGCGCAGGAAAAUGGAGUUAGUAGCAGCAGGUUCUGAACAAACAAAAAAUGAAAUACUAAUGAUAUGAAAUUUGCUCUACAGUUUGCAGCCAUAUUGUGCUAAAACAUUACAAGUGCACCCAUUUUGUGAGGCUUUUUUUUAAGAUGCUUCCAUGAAAAUGCAAAGGAGUGGCGUGGUAGAGCUUGCUUACUGUAUUUGGAUUUUGCUGCUUGUAAAGAAAAUCAUAUAUCUUCUUGGAACUGACAUGUACAAGCUUUUCUGAGUCGCUGCAUAGUACCAGCACCUUUGGAAGAACAAGAAAUAAGGGUAUAUAACACAAUAGAUGUCCGAUUUGAGACAUCAUAUAGGAUGAACUGGCAUGAUCUGAAAGAUGUGUUGGAAGGACAAGACCUGGGCUCAGUUCAGAGACGAGUGAGCAAGGUUAGAAAAAUGAUAGCUGUAUUAGAAAUAAUUAAUUCUACCUAUUUCUGAUUUAUGCUAAGAUGAAUAAAGGCAAUUUCAUUUCUUA
Gallus gallus (chicken) is the source of this 1482-nucleotide messenger RNA. It is a transcript of the gene KCNK4, whose product is annotated as potassium channel, subfamily K, member 4. Gene Ontology annotation, cellular component: membrane. Gene Ontology annotation, molecular function: potassium ion leak channel activity. Gene Ontology annotation, biological process: potassium ion transmembrane transport; stabilization of membrane potential. The transcript has 5 exons. Bases 18 to 1010 code for a protein of 330 amino acids. The record is from RefSeq and is a predicted model, not a curated record. NCBI's taxonomy places the organism in Eukaryota, Metazoa, Chordata, Aves, Galliformes, Phasianidae.